AAAGUAGUAUAGUACUAAGAACUUGACAUGUCGAGUUCUAAUCAAAGGGCUUCUUCUACUAGCAAUGGAAGAAGAGAAGAAGAAGAAGAAGAAAAUGAAGGUGAUGAAGUAGUCAGGGAAAUUCAUGCCCUGACACCCCCUCGACCACCACCACCGUCGCAGAACAGAGCUCGCCGGAGUGACUCUUGGGAGACUAGAUUCUCCACCAUAUCUAGUGGUGACAGUGUUUCAAGUGAGAAUUUCACAACCAUGAGUCGAGAAUUUAAUGCUCUAGUACUUGCAGGAUCGAUAAUUGGGAACACAGGCAAUGAAAAUGAAGGUGGAAACAAUCUUGCUAGAAUUGGAGAAGAUGAUGAUGUACCAGCAGAGGAAACAAACCCAUUAGCUAUUGUCCCAGAUCACAGCCAUUCCUUGGACCAUGUUGGUGGUUCUUCAUCUUCAGCUAAUAUUAAUGGUGGUCUUACUGAAGAAAAGUCCAUGCAAAAAGUGAAGAAAGAAGAGAUUGAAUCGAAGAUAUCGGCAUGGCAGACUGCCAAGAUUGCCAAGGUCAAUAACAGAUUCAAGAGGGAAGAUGCCAUCAUCAAUGGUUGGGAGAGUGAGCAGGUCCAGAAGGCUCAAUCUAAUUUAAAGAAAGUUGAGAGGAAGCUAGAGGAGAAAAGGGCCAGAGCUUUAGAGCAAAUGCAAAACGAGGUGGCAAAGGCACAUGGAAAGGCAGAGGAGAGGAGAGCAUCGGCUGAAGCCAAGAGGGGAACUAAAGUGGCCAAGAUUUUUGAGAUAUCUAAUCUGUUGAGAGCCAUAGGAAGGGCUCCUACCAAACGCUCCUUCUUCUAAAGUCCAUAACGUACCAUUUUGCUUUUCAAAUUUGAAGGGUGCCCUUAUCAUCAAUUCAGUGAUGGAAGGUAUGAAACCCAUACUCAAGAGGUUCAGGAAAUGAUGUUUU
This is a messenger RNA of Telopea speciosissima, 940 nucleotides long. Its product is annotated as remorin 4.1-like. The transcript is spliced from 2 exons. Lineage: Eukaryota; Viridiplantae; Streptophyta; Magnoliopsida; Proteales; Proteaceae. The record is from RefSeq and is a predicted model, not a curated record. The coding region runs from base 28 to 831 and encodes 267 amino acids.